CUGUUUUAAUCACUUUCAUAUUUGUUCGUCGCGUGGUCAUUUUAGUACCUAUUUUGCCAAAGUUGACGUGUUAAAGAAAUUGUAGUCGUACUUGAGAAUUUUCUAAUGAAGAACCUCGUAUGCAGGAUGUUUGUUGUCAAAAUGCAAAAAUCAAAUAUUCUUCACACUGUUCUUUUGACAUUGGUUUUGACCGAGAUGAUCUCGGUAGAAGGUAAAAUUCUGAUCGGAAUACACGUGAAUUCUACAACCAAUAUGACAGUAUCAUCCUCCGGUACAUCUGAAAAUAUCAUCAGUGAUGCAGAGGCAGAAAAUUGGGGAAUUUGGCCUGAAGAAAAAUGUAAAGCAGUAGUCAAACCAUUCGCUAAAAAAACUCCAGAUCAUUGUUACUUACACGAACCUACAGAGCAACAAAUAUACCUGAAAAACUACAAAACACAAGUCACAAGUGUAUACGAAGUUGUGAACAUUUCUGAUGUCAAAGUGGAAACAAAAGAAGUGAUUUUGGCCACGAAACAACACGAAAAUCAUUCCAAUAGUUCAUUCACCGUCAAGUAUUCUUUGCAAAAAACAGUAUUGGCUUCAAUUUCACACAGUACUUAUAGCAGUAGUAACGUCACAGUAGGAGGAUCAGCAGAAUUCGAGAUAUUUGGAGCAGGGAUUGGUUUCAACGCCGAGUACAAACAUGUUUGGGGAAAGGCGGAGGAAAAAUUGAAUAACAAUUCGACUUCAGUGGGCACUGAAACAACCAUCACUGUUUUGCCUCACACGAGAUCCACUGUCACAUUUAAAACUCGUUUGGGAUCGAUGAUAUUCGAUAUGACUGUGAGGAAUAAUUUGGAAGGAUUUAUAGGUACGUUUCAGAAAAACUAUUUGGGAAAAGACGCGUACAAUAUGUACGAUGUGAGAGACUUCCCAGAGACCAAACGCGCGGUGAAUAUCACAGAAAAAAUAACAGUGAAUAUUUAUCAAGAUAGUUAUAUUGAAGUUGACGAACAACCCAUAUAACCAAACAAAGCGAUUUGCAAGAUGAUGUUUUGCAAAAUAAGUGAGAGUUCUGAUAAGCAUUGAGCAAUAUUUCAUCAGGAUAUAAAUAAAUAUUCAUUAUACUUAGGUAUAGUUGAUUUGCUUGAAGUGUUAUCAGUUACUUACAAUAAAUCUUGCUUGAUUA
This is a messenger RNA of Planococcus citri (citrus mealybug), 1168 nucleotides long. RefSeq lists its product as uncharacterized. The transcript has 3 exons. The record is from RefSeq and is a predicted model, not a curated record. Lineage: Eukaryota; Metazoa; Arthropoda; Insecta; Hemiptera; Pseudococcidae. Bases 106 to 1005 code for a protein of 299 amino acids.